AUGCAUUCAUAUGCCUUCUACAACGGCCAUCUCAGUGAGACAGAGCGAAGGCUACAAGCUCUGGAUAAUCCGCAAACAGCAUCAAAAGCUCCUGCAUACCAAUACCCCACCGCAGGGCAUACGCCGGAAACAUCAGCAGCAGAAGAUAGACCAAAAAGCCAAGAAGGAAAGCCAGACCUAUCCCGCUUGCGAGAAGACCUAGCCAUUGAGCUCACCUCCCCAAUGGGAUCGGUCACUUAUCCAAAAAACCUGACUUGGGCAAAUUAUGUCGACUAUAUUUUCUGCCCAACCCUAUGCUACGAGCUCGAAUACCCCCGAACGAAAGGCAUUGUUUGGUCUGAAUUGGGAUACAAGGUCCUCGCUGUGUUCGGUGUCAUUUUCCUCCUAACUAUCACCUCGGAAGAAUUCAUCCUCCCUGUAAUGAUCGAAUCCGCUGUGCGCCUGGAAACAGUUGACUCUUUCUCCGAAACGGCGCUCAUUCUAGCCGAAGCAAUAUCCAAUCUUCUCUUUCCCUUCAUGGUCACUUUCCUUCUCGUCUUCCUUGUAAUCUUCGAAUACCUACUCGGUGCCUUUGCAGAGAUCACCUGCUUCGCAGACAGACACUUUUAUUCUGACUGGUGGAAUAGCACCGAUUGGCUAGAAUUCUCCCGCGAAUGGAACAUUCCCGUCCACAACUUCUUCCGGCGACACGUCUACAGCGCCUCCCGCCCACACAUCGGGCGUCCCAUGGCCACAUUCAUCACCUUCUUCAUCUCGGCCAUCGGGCACGAAAUAGUCAUGGCAUGCAUCACGAAGAAGAUCAGGGGGUACGGCUUCCUGUGCCAGAUGUCCCAAUUGCCUAUCGUGGUGUUGCAGCGUACGAAAUGGGUCAAGGGUAAGAAGGUGCUGAACAAUGUGUGUUUCUGGUGCUCCAUGAUCUUGGGACUGAGCAUGAUGUGCUCUUUAUACGUCCUUUGCUAA
Lachnellula hyalina is the source of this 960-nucleotide messenger RNA. RefSeq names its product putative sterol O-acyltransferase. NCBI's taxonomy places the organism in Eukaryota, Fungi, Ascomycota, Leotiomycetes, Helotiales, Lachnaceae. Gene Ontology annotation, biological process: ergosterol metabolic process. The record is from RefSeq and is a predicted model, not a curated record. Gene Ontology annotation, cellular component: endoplasmic reticulum membrane. Bases 1 to 960 code for a protein of 319 amino acids. The transcript has 2 exons. Gene Ontology annotation, molecular function: ergosterol O-acyltransferase activity.